This is a messenger RNA of Micromonas commoda, 1791 nucleotides long. RefSeq lists its product with no specific name. The transcript is spliced from 2 exons. Gene Ontology annotation, molecular function: RNA binding; ATP binding. The record is from RefSeq and is a predicted model, not a curated record. Lineage: Eukaryota; Viridiplantae; Chlorophyta; Mamiellophyceae; Mamiellales; Mamiellaceae. Gene Ontology annotation, cellular component: intracellular anatomical structure. The annotation marks the transcript as partial.
AUGAGACCGCACGCGAGCGUCACCCCGGAGCAGGCGGCCGCCGGCGCCGCGGCUCUCGCGCGGAGGAUCGCGUCGGACCCGGCUCUGGCGGAGAUUCAGCGAAAGAGAGCGGCGCUCCCGGUGGACGAGUUCAAGGGUCAGAUUUUGGAUGCGGUGGCGCGUAACCAGGUUGUGCUGGUGGCGGGCGCCACGGGAUGCGGCAAGACGACGCAGGUUCCCCAGUACCUCAUAGACGACGCGUGGGGCAACGGGAGGGGCGCGACGAUCAUGUGCACGCAGCCGAGGCGAAUAUCGGCCGUCACCGUGAGCGAGCGCGUGGCCAACGAGAGGGGCGAGAACAUCGGAGCCGGGAGCGUCGGAUACCAGAUCAGGCUCGAGACCAAGGCCAGCGCGGACUGCGCGCUGAUGUUUUGCACCAACGGCGUGCUGUUGCGCAGGCUCACCAGCCCCGGCGCGGACAAGAUGCUGGAGUCGCUUUCUCACAUCGUCAUCGACGAGCUCCACGAGCGCGACCUCUUUGCCGACUUUCUCACCAUCGUACUUCGGGGCGUCCUUGCCAGGCACAGGCACCUGCGGCUCGUGCUGAUGUCCGCGACGGUUCGCGAGGAUCUGUUCAGCGACUACUUCGGCGGGUGCCCCGUCAUAAGGGUCCCGGGAUACACCCACCCGGUGGCGGAUUACCACCUGGAGGACAUUCUCAGCCUGGUCGGAUACGGCGGCGGCGGCGGCGGCGGGGUCCACGACUUUGUUUACGCCGCCACGGCGGACCCGGACUCGCCCGAGGGUCAGGCCGUGCAGGCUGCGACCCUGGACGCGGCUGAAGACGAGAUCAGGCGACUGAGCGCGAUGGAGAAUGCCUCGGCGCAAAUGUCGCAGUAUCAGAUCCAGGCGGACCCGGACGAGGUUGACCUGCAACUCGCGCAGGAGCUCAUACACUGGAUCCUCACGCACAGGGCUGGUGAGAUGCAGACGGCGCACGGUGGACCCGCGGGUGCCGUGCUCGUGUUCCUCCCAGGCUGGAACGAAAUAUCGCAGCUCCGCGAUAACAUGGCGGCGGACCCCAGGUUCAGCGACGGCACCACCCUCGUGCUCCCCUUGCACUCCAUGGUCCCGCCCCAGGAUCAGAAGAGGGUGUUCCAGCGCCCCCCGAGGGGCGUGCGCAAGGUUGUCCUCGCGACCAACAUCGCGGAAACCGCGGUGACCAUCGACGACGUCGUCUUUGUCGUGGACUCUGGCCGGCUCAAGGAGAAGUCGUACGACGCUCACACGGGGGUGUCCACGCUUCAGGCGGCGUGGAUCUCCCGCGCGUCCGCGCAGCAGCGACGCGGGCGCGCCGGUCGCGUCCGCCCCGGCGAGUGCUACCGGCUGUACUCCACGGCGAGGAUGUCCUCCUUUGCGGACUUUCAGCUGCCGGAGAUGCAGAGGUCGCCGCUGGAGGAGCUGUGUCUCCAGGUGCGGAUGCUGGCGGAGGCUUCAAGCCUCGGGGGCGAGCGCGGGGGCGGCGCGGCCGCCGUCGGGAUGGGCCAGGGUUCCACCGCCGAGUUUUUACUUCAGGCGGUCGAGCCCCCGAUCCCCCAGGCCAUCUCGCAGGCGGUGGCGCUGCUUCAGGACAUCGGCGCGAUGAAGGACGACGAGGGUCUGACCCGGCUGGGUAGGCACCUCGGCGAGAUGCCGGUGCACCCCCGCGUGGGUAAGAUGCUCCUGUACGCAACCUUACUCGGAGUCCUCGAUCCCGUGUUGACGGUGGCGUGCGCAUCCGCGUACAGGUCCCCGUUCGUCGUGUCCGUGGAC